Acaulospora morrowiae is the source of this 190-nucleotide messenger RNA. Lineage: Eukaryota; Fungi; Glomeromycota; Glomeromycetes; Diversisporales; Acaulosporaceae. The record is from the annotation of a GenBank genome assembly.
AUCAGUAAUACUUAGAAGGCAAUUGUCAAAUCUUAUCGAUUUUGUUUAUCUAAACUUUAUUGAAAAUUCUGGCAAUAUGAACUACAUGAUUGGCAGAGCCAUUUUAACUCCAAAUAAUAACCAAAUCUCUGACCUGAUUAUGAAUGGCUUCCAGGUGAAGUUUACAUGUAUUACAGUGCAGACUCUGUAG